Molecule: messenger RNA, 738 nt
Organism: Dovyalis caffra
Lineage: Eukaryota; Viridiplantae; Streptophyta; Magnoliopsida; Malpighiales; Salicaceae
Source: the annotation of a GenBank genome assembly
AUGGCGCAGAGCACAAUUCGAAAAGCGAUCGGGACCGUUAAGGAUCAAACAAGCAUAGGUAUAGCGAAAGUAGCAAGUAACAUGGCGCCGGAGCUUGAGGUAGCAAUUGUGAAAGCAACGAGCCACGACGAUGAUCCACCAAAUCAGAAAUAUAUUCACGAGAUCUUGAAUUUAACUUCAUAUUCUCGCGGUUAUGUUCAUGCUUGUGUUUCUUUCGUUUCGAAAAGACUAGGGAAAACGCGGGAUUGGAUCGUCGCGUUGAAAGCUUUGAUGCUUGUUCAUAGGCUAUUGAAUGAGGGAGAUCCGUUGUUUCAAGAGGAUAUUUUGUAUGCAACUAGGAAAGGUACUAGGUUGCUGAAUAUGAGUGAUUUUAGAGAUGAAGCACAUUCGAGUUCUUGGGAUCAUUCCGCGUUUGUUAGGACCUUCGCCAUGUAUUUGGAUCAAAGACUUGAAUUAAUGCUGUUUGAAAGAAAAGGAGGCGAUGGUGGCCAUGUCGGUGGGAGUGGUGGUGGGGGGAGUGCUCAUGGUGGUGAAAUUGAGAGAUAUUAUGGAGGUAGGGGUGAUUUUGGUAGAGGUGAUUUUAGGUCGCCGCCGCCGAGAGCUUAUGAGUACAGUGAUCAGUAUAACGGGGAUUUUAAUAGAUGGGAUGGUGGGCAUGGGAUGCCGAGGAGGACGAGGUCUUAUGGGGAUAUGAGUGAGAUGGGGGGAGAGAAGGGAAGGAAGAGAAGAAGGCAGUGA